Plasmodium gallinaceum is the source of this 1782-nucleotide messenger RNA. RefSeq names its product phosphatidate cytidylyltransferase, putative. The coding region runs from base 1 to 1782 and encodes 593 amino acids. NCBI's taxonomy places the organism in Eukaryota, Apicomplexa, Aconoidasida, Haemosporida, Plasmodiidae. The transcript is spliced from 13 exons. Gene Ontology annotation, molecular function: dolichol kinase activity. Gene Ontology annotation, cellular component: endoplasmic reticulum membrane. The record is from RefSeq and is a predicted model, not a curated record. Gene Ontology annotation, biological process: dolichyl monophosphate biosynthetic process.
AUGAUUUUGAAUAUAAUUUUAUUAAAUAAAAUGUUAAAUAAAGUAUAUCAAUUUUUUAUGAAAGAUUUAGGAAUGAUCAAUAUUUUAUUAGUAUCGUUAAUAAUAAUUACAGAACUAAAAAAAAAAGUUUUUAUUUUUUGUUAUUUUACAUAUAUUUGGAUAUUUCAAACUCUCCUGUGCAACAUACUUAUUUCUACUUGUUUAUAUUAUAAUAGAAAGAAUAAAAAAGAAAGUAAAUUGAAAGACAAUAUAAACUCUUUUUUAGAUAUAGGAUCAUUUUAUAAAUAUGAAAAACUCACUAAUUUAUCAAAAAAAAAUAAUCAUAAUUUUAUAAAUUUAUAUGAAAAGGAUGAAAUUAGUAUUUUUCAAUUAUUUUAUUGCAUAUACUUAAAUAAUAUUUUCCCUUCUUUAUUUCUGCCGUUUUUUUCAACACUUUUGAUUCUUAAAUAUAGAAUUUUAACACAUGAAGUUGCGAUAUUAUCUAUUUUAUAUGUAAAUAAGUUUGUACUUUCAAGUAUAUACCUAAGAUAUGUAAAAAUUAAUAUCUUAACUUAUAUUGCUUAUAACUUGUCUUUUUUCUUUGUAAUUAUAAAUUUAAUUAAAAUUAAUGAAAAAUUAUUAAUUAUUUUCUUGUUUUUCUUUCUAAAUUUUACGUUCUACCAUCUAUUGCUGAUAGGGUGUUUUUAUUUAACAAAUAAAGUGUUUACCUUUUUAGAAGGAUUACUAAUAAGUGUUAUAGGAACUUUAAUUCUUGACUGUUCUUUUUAUUGCCAUCUAUAUAUCUACUUAAAUAAUCAAAUUAUUCCUAACACUUUAUUUAUAUUUUUUAGUAAAAUUAUUAUCAGUUUGGUUAUAUAUGGAAUGUGUUGUAUAUAUUGCUUACAAAAAGAAAUUAAAAAAAAAAAGCUUUUUUUAUCAUCAGUAUUAUUUUUUUUAUAUAAUAUAUUGAAUCUUUUUUCAAAUAAAUAUGAUUCCACAUAUAAAAAAAAUAUAAAAGUAUUUCACAUUAUAAUAAAUAUAAUAAGAAGAAAAAAUAAUUAUCUUUUAAUUUCAUUAUGGUUUAUUAUAACUAUACUAUAUUUAAUUUAUAUUUAUAAUAUAGCAAAAAAAAAUAAAAAUCUUCCCUAUAUUAGAAAACAUUAUCAUUUUCUUCUUCUUAUAAAUGUCUAUUUAUCAUUUAUAACGAACAAAGUUGAAUUACUGAUAUUAACUCUUUCUUUUGUGUUUCUAUUAUUUAUUUUAAUUGAAAUUAUAAGAAAAAUUUACGAAAGUCUAUUUCCUUUCUCUAAUAUUAUAAAAAAAAUCAUUACAAGAUUUAUAGAUGAAAGAGACAAAAAAGGAUUGGUUCUUACUCAUAUUUACCUUUUAUCUGGUGUAUAUAUUCCAAUAAUCAUAGAUGCAAUAUUUAAUGAUAAAAAUUAUAUUCAUAAAAAAAAUCAAAUAACUUAUGAUUUUAGAGAAACUAACUUAACUUUAUAUAGUAUUGGAUUAAAUACACUAUGUAUAGGAGACUCAUUUGCUGCAAUAGGAGGACUGAUAUAUCCAAAACCAAAAAUAAAAAAUACAAAUAAUAAAUCAUAUGCAGGUUUACUGUUUUUUUUCUUUAGCACUUUUUUCUCAUUAAUCAUUUUUGAGUAUUUUUUUGAAAGAAAAUGCUUAAAUUUAAAUAUUUUUUUUAUCGUUUCUUUAUUUGGUGCCAUUUUUGAAGCAUACCUUUAUGAUAUAGAUAAUUUAUUAUUACCUUUGUUUACUUUUUGUGUUUACUUAAGUUUUGAGAAUUAA